Molecule: messenger RNA, 1677 nt
Organism: Tripterygium wilfordii
Lineage: Eukaryota; Viridiplantae; Streptophyta; Magnoliopsida; Celastrales; Celastraceae
Product: thioredoxin domain-containing protein PLP3B-like
Exons: 11
Coding region: 627-1319 (230 amino acids)
Cellular component (GO): cytoplasm
Source: RefSeq, a predicted model, not a curated record
AUUUUUUUUGUGACUUCAUUUCACUUGAUCAUCAGUUCUCUCUCUGUCUCUCUAUUCGAAGCCCUAGCGGCAGCUCGUCUUAGUUCAUCUUCCGACUUCGUCUUCAGCACUUCCUCAGCAUCUUCGUCUCUUCGAUUCUUCCACAGAGUUCAGCCAACGCUGGCAGCUUUGUCUUCCACCCACCAUCCCUUCCGGCUUCUCUCUCUACAUCGAAGUUUCGAACAAAUGCUAUCUAUUGGGUAAUUGCUAUAAUCUCCUUCUUUGUUGCUCGAGCUCGACGCCUCGACCUCUCUCUCCAGUCUCCAGACUCUCCACUAGUCCACUGAUCCACGGCACCACCAGGCACCAACGCCGGUCUACACUCUCAGUCUUAGUCUCCCGUGAGCCGAUCUGCCUCUGGCACUCUUCCCUCUCGAUUCUGGCUCGAUCUUUUCCUUCGUUCUGCUGCUUCAUAUAGAGCUGCUCCCGAUUGUUCUUCAGGCACCAACAGCUGUGGGAGACUCCUACUUAUUCGGUUGCCUCAGUGAUUACAGUCUUGGUCUUUGUGUGUCUUUUGGUGCAACGUUCCAUUUACAGAUUUGGAAGGAAAAAUUAAGGCUGAAUUGUAGUAUUGUACAGAAGCGAAGAUGAAUCCUGAUUCCGUCAAAUCGACUUUGUCCAAUUUAGCGUUCGGAAAUGUAUUGGCUGCUGCUGCUCGCGACUAUAAAAAGGAAUUGGUUGAUCAAGAGAAGACCCAAACAUCAAGUUCUACCAACCAUGAGGUUGACCUUGAUGAGUUGAUGGAUGAUCCUGAACUAGAAAAAUUGCAUGCGGACAGAAUAGCUGCUCUUAAGAAAGAGGCUGAGAAGCGGCAAGAAUUCAAGAGGCAGGGACAUGGAGAAUAUAGGGAGGUAACUGAGGGAGAUUUUCUGGGUGAAGUCACUGGAAGUGAGAAAGUUGUUUGUCACUUCUACCAUAGGGAGUUCUACCGCUGCAAGAUAAUGGAUAAGCAUUUGAAGGCCCUUGCACCAAUACACCUUGAUACGAAGUUCAUCAAGUUGGAUGCAGAGAAUGCACCCUUCUUCAUUGCAAAACUUGGAAUCAAAACUUUGCCUUGUGUCAUAUUGUUCAGAAAAGGGAUUGCCACAGAUAGAUUGAUCGGAUUUCAAGAUCUUGGAGGAAAAGAUGAUUUCACCACAAAGAAGCUUGAGGUUCUACUACUAAAGAAAGGUAUAAUUGCUGGGAGGAAAGGCGAUGAAGACGAUGAUGUAGAAGGUUAUAAUGAAGACAAAAGCAGAACAGUGAGAUCCUCAGUGGAUCCUGACUCUGAUUCUGAAUGAAACUGGAUGCAACAUUGGCUGCCAACUUGAAAUGUCAUUUGCCUGUAUUAUGAGUUUCAUUUGCCUGUAUUAUGAGAGGUGAUCUCUUUACUCAGACUCUCUAAUCUUGGCUAUAAUCAGUCAUUCCUCCUAAACCAAGUAAAGUCUUGAACUUUUUUUUUAAUUUUUUUUUUAUCUAUUUUACAAUGUAUUAUCAUGGUGGGGAAAUAUUAUUGCCCCUCUCAAUCGUUCCCUCCCUCUACUAAGGCCUGAUUCUGACUUUUUUUCAUGGCUCAUGUAAAGGAAUAUGAAUUGAGGAUCUGGUUCAGGUUAUAACUUUGCUCAGUUAAACCUUGAACAAGCUGUGUGUUUGAGGAUU